Molecule: messenger RNA, 285 nt
Organism: Rotaria sp. Silwood2
Lineage: Eukaryota; Metazoa; Rotifera; Eurotatoria; Philodinida; Philodinidae
Source: the annotation of a GenBank genome assembly
AUGUCUGAUAAAAGUAAAGUCUCAUACUAUUUCACAAGAAAACCAGAAAUUCCAUUACAAGAAUUAUGUAAUGCACGUAACAAUUCAACUGUACAUCCAGAUAUUGUAAAUAUAAAUGAAACAGUUGUAUUGAAUAGAAGUAAUGGUGUUUCGAUCUGUUCAUCAACAAGUUCUAUUUUUCACGAUCAAAAUGAAAUCUGUCAAAGUCGUACUAGUGAAGAUUUAUUAACAGCGCCAACAACUGAUCGUUCUGAACCAUCAAUUCCUUUUAAAAUUGAUUCAUAG